AUGUCUAGCGGUGCGGACAUCAUCCUCAUCCUGGUGGCGCUUAUCUUCCCGCCUGCCGCGGUGGCGUUCAUCACAGGCUGCUCCUGCGACCUGAUGAUCAACAUCCUGCUCACUCUGCUCGGAUACCUUCCCGGACAUAUUCAUGCAUUCUGGCUCAUCUACAAAAAGAUGAAGGCCGAAGAGCGCUACGGCGGGCAGGUGCGCUACACGGGCAACGGCGAGUGGAUUCCAAAGCAGGGCCAGCCCAUCGUGUACCAGCCUCCGCCUCCGCAAUACGGCGCUACUCAUCACACGCACAUGCGCGCAACUCUGUUGAGGAAUCGCGACCCAGCCGCCAUGCUGCGCUCCCUCGCGCGGUCCGAUGCUGGGCUCGCCACUUCUUCGCUUUUGACCAGGUCCGCAACCCAACACACGCUCGGUACUGUCGCGCUGGCGAGGAAGCCAGCCUUGGCGCACCAAGCACCUGCAAUCCUCUCGCGACGCUUCUACAGCCGCGACCCGCUCCAGGCCGAGCACGAAGCCAACACCGUUCGCGGCCACCGCGCGGCUCGUAUUAAGUCCGAGGAACAGGCCAAACAGCAACAAGGAGGAAAGCAGGGUGAUAACAAAGACUCAUAUCAAGAAAAGCUGUCCAAGUCAUGGACAGGUACACAGAUCAAGUGGUACCCGAUCCCCAUCCUUCUCGGCGCCGUCGUUCUUGUCGGUGUACAGGCGCGCAGGAACUACGUUGCUGAGCGUGACGGCAAGGGCGUCGGAACCAAGAUUGUCGACGAGAAUGGCCAGGUAGUCAGAAUGCAGGGGCCAUGGACCGUCUACGUGAUCGGCGCGCUUCCGCUCAAUGCCAUAUCGCGCGCCUGGGGCUGGGCGAACAACCUGACGCUUCCGGUCUGGUUCCGUCCGUUCGGCUUCAAGCUCUACGCGUACAUCUUUGGCUGCAACCUGGACGAGAUGAAGGACCCGGACUUGACACACUACAAGAGCCUCGGCGAGUUCUUCUACCGCGAGCUCAAGGAGGGCGCGCGCAAGAUCGACGACAGCAUCCUCGUCUCUCCAGCCGACGGCAAGGUGCUCCACUUUGGCGAGAUCGCCGGCCGACGCGUCGAGCAGGUCAAGGGCAUCACCUACUCGCUCGAUGCCUUGUUAGGCGUGACGAGCGCGCCCGAGGCCACAGAGAGCGUGGUUGGCAAGUCCGAGGAGGAGACGCAGCAUGCGCGCAUCGACGAUCGCCAGUUUGCCUCGGUCAACGGCAUCGACUAUACGCUCGACGAGCUGCUCGGCGACGAGAAGAGCAAGUCGGCCAUGCCCGACCCGGACGAGGUGAAGAAGCGCAAGUCGAAAUGGACCCGAUUCGUCAAGGCGUCCUACUGGAAGUCGUGGGUGAAGCGUGCGCCAUCCGAUCCAGCCAACGCGACCGGCGUGGCGCCUUCGACCAAGCCCACCGACUUUGACAGCGCCGCCGAUGCGGACGCAGAUGACGGCGAAGAGGGCAGCGCAGAUGCAACGACGAAGAAACAGCCCAAGCAGAUCGACGAUGCCGGUAUGCCGGAGCCGGACACGCCCGAGGUGCUGGGACGCUACGCCAAUGUUGCAUACGAGAUGGGUGUGGGUGCGCUUCCGCCGCUGCUGCAGCCGCACUCGCCGGGACAGAAGGGACUCAAGGAGGGCAACAAGCUCUUCUUCUGCGUCAUCUACCUCGCCCCGGGCGACUACCACCGCUUCCACAGCCCGACCAACUGGGUGGCCGAGCGCCGCCGCCACUUCCGCGGCGAGCUUUACUCGGUGUCGCCGUACAUGGCCAACCGACUGUCGAACCUGUUUGUGCUCAACGAGCGCGUGGCGCUGCUGGGUCGCUGGCGCCACGGCUUCUUCGGCAUGGUCCCCGUGGGCGCGACCAACGUGGGUUCGAUCCGCAUCAACUUUGACAAGGCGCUGCGCACCAAUGUGCGCAUGCAGCGCUAUCUGGCGGGCACGUAUUCCGAGGCGUCGUACUCGGGCGCGAGCAAGCUGCUUGGUGGCCAGCCGCUGGGCGCGGGUGAUGAGAUGGGUGGCUUCCUGCUCGGAUCGACCAUCGUGCUCGUCUUUGAGGCGCCGAGCGACUUCCGCUUUGACCUCAAGCCGGACCAGAAGAUCAAGGUCGGUGAGCGCCUCGGCGAUAUUCGACCGCCAAGUCGCGAGGAGGAGGAUGAAGACAGGAAAAACGGCAGACAGGUUUGA
Molecule: messenger RNA, 2214 nt
Organism: Moesziomyces antarcticus
Lineage: Eukaryota; Fungi; Basidiomycota; Ustilaginomycetes; Ustilaginales; Ustilaginaceae
Product: phosphatidylserine decarboxylase
Exons: 7
Coding region: 1-2214 (737 amino acids)
Biological process (GO): phosphatidylethanolamine biosynthetic process
Cellular component (GO): membrane; mitochondrion
Molecular function (GO): phosphatidylserine decarboxylase activity
Source: RefSeq, a predicted model, not a curated record